GGGGCAAUGGACCAACGCGCUUUUGCAACCUGUUUGCAGUUUCUUCCUUCUCGUGUAUUGGUGUAGGGCAGAGUGCGGGGCUAGAUCUACAUUCAGUAGACACUGGAUUUCUUACAAGUUUCAAACUUGGAUCAAAAUUUAUUUCCGUUCCGUUGAGAAAAUUAACGAACAAUUUACUCAUUACUUUUCUCGACACUUGUUGACCAUUCUAACGGUUAUUGUUUGCGCCAUUUCAUUCAGGAAUACAAUCUUUGUCUUGAACUGGCUUGGCGUUACAUACGGGACAGACUGAGAGACAAGACUUGAGUUGGAGGUUAAAAAAAAAAAAAAUUUCUAGUGUUUGAACCUGUCUUUUGUUUAGCGGCUCUAUUUCUGGAUUGUUUCUGAAGUGAACCUUAUAUUGGAUUUGUGCAUAGGAAAUUUUCCAUGUGGUUUUGACCAAAGUAAUACACAUCUAUAGCAGGAACAGGAACAUGAUUUUCAUAGCGGGACUAGUCUCGGAAAUAACUUCUUAUUGUAAGCUGACAGGAAGUACAUUCCCGUUUGAUGGUGUAUAUCAUAACAGCAGAUGCGGUGAUUGGUUGAGAUUAUGCUAGCAUGGAAGUGUCGAGGCGGAGGAGGAGGAAAGAUGAUCUUCCCCGUGCACCGACCUGGUGGUGGUGGACAUUGGUCAUCCUGUUGGUCUCCAUGGAAACACGCGCAGUGUACGCUCUGGACAUGUGGUGGCAACUUGGAGUAUCUGGGGUAGAGAGGUGGAAGAAUCAUCCGACCUACGUCUUAGGUGCCUCCCAGCCUGUCAUUGGACUUUGUGCGCAAAUCAAAGGACUUUCUGCCCGACAGCUUAGACUGUGUACCACGUACCAGGAUCAUAUGUCCAGUAUUGGACGUGGGGCCAAGAUGGGCAUUGGCGAGUGUCAAUUUCAGUUCAGAGACAGGCGUUGGAAUUGCAGCACUGUACAGGACUCUUCAGUUUUUGGACCACUUAUUCAAAUUGCUAGCCGAGAAGCGGCCUUCACUCACGCCAUUUCAUCAGCAGGUGUCGUUCACGCGGUGAGUCGCAGCUGUCGAGAAGGUGAUCUGGCCAGCUGUGGAUGUAGCCGGGCGCGGAGGCCGAAAGAUCUUCACAGGGAUUGGAUAUGGGGCGGCUGCGGAGACAAUAUUGAGUACGGGUACAGAUUCGCCAAAGCCUUUGUUGACGCUCGUGAGACAGAGAGGAACCACCCGAGGCAUUCACGAGAGUUGGCCAGAAUGAUGAUGAACCUUCAUAAUAACGAGGCCGGAAGAAAGGCUGUCUACAACUACGCCAAGGUGGAGUGUAAGUGUCACGGAGUGUCUGGAUCUUGUGCCCUGAAGACAUGCUGGCAGCAGCUGCCCACAUUUCGUGAAGUUGGGCACCGCCUUCGUGAUCGUUACGAUGGGGCCACGGAGAUACGUUUCAACAGGCGUGGCACCAAACUGGUUCGCAAAAACAAAAACUUCAAUAAGCCCAGCAAAGAGGACCUCAUUUAUUUAGACGAGUCUCCCAAUUAUUGUGUGGCUAACCCGGAGACUGGCUCUUUAGGAACAGUGGGUCGCGUCUGCGAUAAACAGUCUCAGGGUAUGGACGGCUGCAGUUUGAUGUGCUGUGGCCGUGGCUACAACACCUUCAAACAAAAGUUAACAGAACGGUGUCACUGCAAGUUUUACUGGUGUUGUUACGUAAAGUGUAAAACUUGUGAGAGGGUUGUGGACGUGAAUACGUGCAAAUAGCAGUAGACUUCUGAGACAGAGACCUGAAUACGUGCUAAUAGCAGUAGACUUCUGACACAGAGACCUGAGGACGGCAGUAGACUUCUGAGACAGAGACCUGAGGACGGCAGUAGACUUCUGUGACAGAGACCUGAAGACGUGCAGAUGCUUGCACUUUUCGGUUUGAUUUUCUAUUUAUUUCGAUUUUUUUCUGGCGCACAGUUACGUUAAGCAACAAACACUUAAAGCAGACCACGUGAUACACCUAGAGCAGACCACGUGAUAGGGUCGUCUUGGUGAAGACUAUCCCAAAAUCAAGAUUUCGAUUGGAAUGUUGAAAGAGGAAGAUGAAAUCCAUGUGUCCUUGACACUCAAUGGAAAGAUCGAUUGACAACUUCCAAUAAAGUACACAACAACAGAAUGUCAUGUUGGACAAUAUGAGUGCAAGAGGAACCAUCGCUUGAUUUAUCCUAACACUAUUGCAUAAAGUCUGAAGAAGUUUUGUGUUUCCCUGUACUUAGAUCACUUGUACUCUGAUCACGUCAGUAACUCUCGUGUCUAAAAGUAGCCAAUGUUCUUGGCCCCACCACCAGCUGACUGGCCACAGUGAUUGAUCGAGGAUCUUUCUGCUGUUAUUUUGAAAGACAAAGGUAUUUCCUAGUGCUGUUCUAAUGAACACAGGUCUAGACACUAGUUCACUUUCUGUCUCCAGGUGAAGGAUGAACUCAGUAACGGUUCUGUGGGAUGUUGGCUGAACACGAACCCAGCUAGCUAUUCACUGUAAAUAGUUGAUGUUUUAUAAUCUCUGUACAUUGGGAUUGGUCCAGUGUUGGACACACGUAGACUAACAGUUAUACAUUUAUUGUGUACAUGUGUCUCUAUAGUACUUCACUGUAUGGCUGCAAGCUCGAAAUUGUGAUUGGCAUUGUUUCUAUUUAUAUACAAACACCUCUACCCCAUUUAAAGAUAGUACACACCCCCUAUCCCAUUUAAAGAUAGUACACACCCCCCUACCCCAUUUAAAGAUAGUACACACACACCCUACCCUAUUUAAAGAGAGGUAAAAUUGUGUUAGAGCAAUAUAGAUCUAUGUCUUUGAUUGUAAGCCACGCCACUUUUCAUUUUGUGAUUGCGUUAUGUAACUAUGUAACGGAAGCUAGUGUUUAGAGUGCAUGGCCAAGUAUUUAGCAUGGGUAAAUAAAUAGUUGAGACAUUAGAACUUAAGACCAGACCAUUUAUGUGUAGCGGUUAAAAUUCACUCUUUAGUGCUGUAUUUGUGUAUUUAGCUAUACUGACUGUGGCAAGCAUGUGCAGAGUUAAAGAAAUAUCCCAGAGAGACUUGCAAGAAGUGGCUAGGUUUUGUCACUCAACUCUAGGUGCAGAAUGCCCACAACUAGACGAGUUUGGAGCGUACUAUGGACAAAAUAACGUGGCUUUUUUUUUCUUUCUAUUCUUUACAUCCUAGCAAACGUCUAGUUCAUAGAGCUAAUAUAUAUAGAAAACAAAACAACAUUGCGCUGUCAAACACAUGGAUUCUAUUCCAUUGUAGCUUACAAGUCUCAGCGAAUAUGAUUAGUGAAAUUCUUUUAAUUGGCAAACAAUGUCUUCCUGGUGUUCUAAAUAGACUUCUGUAUUACAACUUCUGUUUAUUAUUAACUUCGAUAAGGGAUGAAUUUAUAGGGAGUCUGGGGCGGAAAAGAAAUAAUGGAAUGGAUAAAGAUUGUUCUUGGAGUUCAAUUUAGAACAAAUACAGAGUUAGUCACGUGAUACUUUAAGCUAUAUUUAGGCUCAUGGCACAUUUCCUGCGCCCAAAUAUUGGUGAAAAUAUUGUAAACUUCUGAGGAUACAUUGAUAGAUCAAUAACUAACAAGUUUAUUUAACUAGUUACAAGUAAUUUAAACUUUUUUUUUAGUCAUUCCUAGUAGGCCUACAUUUCUUCGUUGUUGUUUUUUUUCAUAAAAGUGCGUGGACGACGAAAAAAACUGUACCUAGCGCAAUCAACCCUAGAAUGUCUAUAUUGCGAUAUUUUCUUUCUUCGCUAGAGCCCAUGAAAAGAGUGCGGUAAAAAUACAUAAAUGUGAUAGCAAUAAAUUACCAAAAGCUAUUUACGCCCUAACCUCAUUUGUUAGACCAGCACUUCAAAUGGCUUUGUACUUAGGAGAGUUCUCUACUAAUGGGACGAAUCAUUAACCAUUUCUUUUGCAGGUUUAAUUGUUGUUGUUUUUUUCCCUACUGAUUGGAUCUGUCUAUAAAGGAGGGACCAUUUGGAAUAUCAGAUUGAUCGCCUUCAACUUUGGCGUCGCAUUGGGAGCUACACCAAAAUAUGGGCUCAUCUUCCAUAAUUUCCUGAAAUCGGACUAGGGGGAAAUAAUCGAAAACAUUUUUAUGCGAAGCAAUAACUCUAUAGCAAUAACAUUAUAGGAGUUAAACGCCCUUGUUUUUUUUCUUUCCCCUGCCACGUAGGAUACCAAGUGACAGGAACAGUUUUUAAAAAUCUAGAUCUAAUAGCUAGUUAAAUACAAUUUUGCAUCUGCAAAUAAAUAAAAAAUUUCUAAAAAGAAAAAAAAAACUUAAAAAAAGACAAUACCUCGUUGGUACAACUUAUGGAGCAGUUGUUAUUCUCAUAAUAACAAAUGAAUUUUAGAUUUAAAAAAAAAAGAAAUAUUUUUUUACCCGCCCCUCCCCUUAGAAAUGAUCCUAGUUAAGCGAAUGUGUAAAUCUAAUAGCUUUGUAAAGUAUAGUCCUUGAGUUCAUCCAUUUCGUACUUUAGUUUAUUCAACAGGAUCAUUGUGGACAAAGUGAGUCAUAACAUCAGGCAGCAGAAUUCCAUUCACUGUCCAUGUCCCCCCAAAGGAAAUUGGAGGAAAAGAUUUCAGUUUCUUUGAUACA
Biomphalaria glabrata is the source of this 4617-nucleotide messenger RNA. RefSeq names its product protein Wnt-5b-like. NCBI's taxonomy places the organism in Eukaryota, Metazoa, Mollusca, Gastropoda, Planorbidae. Gene Ontology annotation, molecular function: frizzled binding; cytokine activity. Bases 598 to 1749 code for a protein of 383 amino acids. The record is from RefSeq and is a predicted model, not a curated record. Gene Ontology annotation, biological process: multicellular organism development; cell fate commitment; canonical Wnt signaling pathway. Gene Ontology annotation, cellular component: extracellular region. The transcript has 6 exons.